Tribolium madens (black flour beetle) is the source of this 1127-nucleotide messenger RNA. RefSeq names its product keratin-associated protein 5-5-like. Lineage: Eukaryota; Metazoa; Arthropoda; Insecta; Coleoptera; Tenebrionidae. The coding region runs from base 128 to 1090 and encodes 320 amino acids. The transcript has 2 exons. The record is from RefSeq and is a predicted model, not a curated record.
CCUAGCAACCCCAACCGAUUUUCCAAACAAAAAUUUCAGUUAAAAUUUCUUGUCGUUUCGGUAUGUGAAUUCUCAAAAUUGUCGUAAAUUUCGAACUUUUCUAAAAAAUUCUCGUGUAUCCUUCAAAAUGGUGUUCGUUUGCCCCGAAAAGUGCAAACAGCGCAAAUCCCUCCUAACCAAACUCAAGGACUUGGUCGACCAGAUCGACGACAAGAAAUGCUGUCCUCCAUGUUGCCCACCUCCUUGUUGUCCUCCACCUUGUUGUCCUCCCCCUUGCUGCGGCAUCGGACCGUGUUGUCCACCCCCGUGUUGCCCCUCACCAAGUCCCUGUCCCCCACCCCAAUGCUGCCCCGGGACAUGCCCGUCGCCCUGCGCCCCCGUCCCGAUGUGCCCUCCGAUGUGCCCGCCCGUCAUGGUGCCCCCUUGCAUGCCCAUUUGCACCGCAGUGCCGCCGCCUUGCGUCCCCGUGUGCAACCCCUGUCCCGAGGAGCAACCCUGCGUGCCCUGCAACCCCCCGCAGAUGAUGGUGUGCUACCGCCGCCCCAAGUGCCCCACGGGGGCCUCCAACAGGUCGAAAAGUCGCGAAUUGCGAGCCAGUAUCUUGCACGUGGGGUGUGACUGCGAGAAGCGGAAUGGUCUCCAAGACGACUGUCCGCGAUCGGAGUGCCAGGGGGCCCCCGAGUGUCUCACCAAACCGGACCCCACUUGCGGCCCCAGCGAAUUCGCCAAUGGAAAACACUUGGGCAAGAGAAACUACAGUGGGAAGAAUAAGGAUUUGGAGGAAUAUCAGUGUUAUCCCGCUUAUGUGCGUCUCCCCCCAUGCCCCCCUUGCGCGCCUUGUGGGGGCUGUCCCCCUCCCUGUUGUGACCCUUGUUGUCCACCGCCUUGUUGUCCGCCACCGACUUGUUGUCCGGCUGUGCCCCUGGUGGCGCAGGCUCCUUGUCCGCCACCGAUUUGCCCCGGGCCUCCGCCCCUCGUCCCCGUGGGGCAAAUCGUCCCCAUGGCCCCGGCCGUGCCCUGUUGUCCCGCUCCAUGUUGUCCUCCACCAGUGGCGUGCUGUCCGCCUUGCCCCUGUCCUUGUCCGUGUUAAAUGUUCUUUUUUCUGUUAAUAAAUAAGCUGGAAAGUC